GGAAGUGUCAUUUUUGGACUUAAGCAAAACUUCGGCAUAUAUCGAGCGGCAGCGGCUCCGAGCUGAUUCAUAACUUUCGGGACGAAAUAAUGGCCAUCAAAAAGCUCUAAAACAGAAGGCGGGAGGAUGUCUGUGGAGGUGGACGUGUUGCUGCAGGAGGCCAAAGAAAGCAUCGAGGCUGCUCAGAACUACCGCAGUGAACUCCAGCAGCGCCUGCAUGGCCUCAACCAGGCCCGCAAACAGGUUCGAGGUAGCUCGGGUCAGGCCCGCGAGGCCCUCCGGAGGCACUUCGCAGAGCUGCAGGCAGCAGCAACUCGACUGCUGACAGAGCGGCUGACCACCCUGCUGGCUGAAGUGGACACCAUCGAAGCCGACAGCAUCAGGCCGCUGGAUGACUGUCAGAGUCUCAUUGAGCAUGGUGUGGGCCAAGCUGAUGAGCUGCUGAGAGAGGGAGAAGCAGCUCUGCGCUGUGGUCUUGGAGAGAAGGAGGACAAACUGGGCAGUUUCACAAAGAAGGCCAUGCACAUCCAACUGGACAGCCUGCCAGAAGUACCAGCGUUAGUGGAUGUGCCGAGCGUUUCAGCCCAGCUGGAUGACUCCCUGCUGGGCCUGCUGAGGGACCGGGUGUCCCGCCACGGCUCUGUCUCCUCCCACCCUCCCGUUCAGAUAGAAGAGCUGCAGGAGAGACCGGGCAGCAUCUUUGUCCGCUGGUGUAAGGUGGACGAGGACUUUGCAGCAGCAGACUACAGGCUGCAGUACCGGCGGUCUGGCAGCGGGGGGAGCCAAUAUGAGGAUGCCUACAUCGGUCGGGACUGUGAGUUCUUGGUCCUCCACCUGGAUCCUCACAUCGAUUAUCUGUUUAGGGUCUGCGCCCGUGGGGAGGGUCGCACCGAGUGGAGCCCCUGGAGCAUCCCACAGACAGGAUACACCACACUGGCACCACACGAGUGGCGCUCAGGGACGGAGGGCUACAUCCUGAGCAGCAGGAGAAACAUCGCCCUGCGCAAUGACUCCUCCCAGUCCCGCUGUCCCGUCCUCUAUUCCAACGCCCCCACCUACUUCUGUGGCCAGACACUGACCUUUAAGAUCUCAGCAGCAGGUCAGAUGGAUCGGAGGGACGGUCUUGGAGUGUGCAUUGGCAGCGACAGAGAAGGGGAGUCCCUUCAGAGAGACCAGGCCGUCUGCAUUUCAACAAAUGGUGCUGUUUAUGUAAAUGGUAAAGAGAUGACCAACCAGCUGCCUGCUGUCACCGUUGGCUCUGCCGUGACCUUCGACAUGGAGGUGGUGAACCUGUUCCCCGUCAGCAACAACAACCUGAGCGACGGCGGCAACUUCAAGCUGAGGGUGACCAUUGGCUCAGGGAACCGGGAGGUAGUGUUUGAUUGGCUGGUGGACCAGGCGGUGGACUGCCUCUUCUUCGGCUGCUGCUUCGUCCACUCUGGCUGGAAGGUGCUGGUGUUUUAAAGGCUCCGUUUUUAAAAGAACGGACCCUCGUGUGUUCAGGAGCCCCUCACCCAGGCUCCGUUAUCUUGAAUUUCUCUUCCGUUCCUUUUCUUCUCACGUCUGAAGUCCUCACCGGGUGGCUGCAACAUCUGGAAAACAAAGAAAAAUCUGUCACUUCUCCCUAGAAUUUCAUUAAAGUGACAGCUACUAACUUUCACACAUUUUCCACAGAAUCUGCAAUUCUGUCAUGGAUCUUUCCAGAAAUGUAAAAUCCCAGUGAUAAUGGGACAAUAUUAAUGAUGUGGACGAAUAAUAGAAUUUAAAAAAAGCUAAAAUGAAUUAGCCUGGUUCCAAAAUACAGUCAUAGUAAAAGAAAAAUCUGUGCUUACUUACAAGUAGGUAAUGUUUUGAAUGUGUGAUUUCCACAGCAGAGCAGUAAAUAAUUGGAUUAAUGGACCACCACCAACACGGUUUCUUGCAUGUAUGUAAACUCUGUAUGGAGGAAAUGUGAUUUGUCCAGAUGAGUCCAGACUUUUUGAGAGCUCCUCCUCAGCCUUCAGGGACCUUUGUUGGAAGAAUGAUAUCUGUAUUCACACCAGCUUCUUGACUCUUAAUUUGUUUCACUUUGAUUCCCAGACCUUCUUACAAGGUUGGACAAUGUUUACAGCUUUAUUUUCUUGCUGUGGGAGAGUUUUCAUCCAUCUUUCAUCUGUGCAUUGUCUUUCUUUAGUUGUAGUAGCAGUCUGAGAGCUUGUAGAAGAAGAACACAUCCUGUAAGGACACACAAAGGCACAGGGCCUCUUUAUGUUUUAACAGCUUAACCUGCUGGUCUGAGUUUAUUUUUAAUCUCAACAGAAACCAUUACUGUGAAAGUCACACCUCUUGAAGCCUCUUAAACUCAAGCGUCAUAAAUUUGGUGGGACAGUUCAACACAAACACAAAGCAGCCUGAGUGUUUGCUGUCGUCUGCAGCUCAGGAGUUUUUCUGGGUUCUCCCAUAAAUAUUUCCUCAUUCUGAGUAAAAUAUUGCUGUUGCAUUUGUUGUAUUUUAUCUGGUAAUGUAAUUUUUGUGCAUAUUCAUCCUGUAAGCAGUUGAGCUGUGACUCCUUUGAACUCUGAGCCAAACACAGCUGAUGCUCAGUAAAUUUCUGGAGGGUUUCAACAGGAAAGACUCAGUGGAACAAGCUUUAUGUAGAAAAAAACUUUAAAGCAAUGCGUCUUCAGAUAUAUCGACACACAGACUUAGACAUGGACUGCACCUCAUGCAGUUUUAAUUCAGACAUAGUGUUAGAUUCACUGGUCUUCAGGCUGGGGGCGAUAGUUUUUUAUCCAAAAAUUAGAUUUGAUUUAAAUCUGUAAAGAGACCACUGUCUACUCAAAGUAGGAAAAUAUCUUAUUAAGUAUGUGAGUUUAUGAUUGACUCAGAUCGAUGCUCUGGGCUGCAGAGAUUUGUUUUUUGUUGAACUGUUCUUUGCAUUUAUCAAGCUGUUGCUUUGCUUUUUAAGCUUCUUGCAGUGACAAUCCUAACAGUAUUCACAAAUGUGUUCGUGGGAGGAGGAGUGUUUAAAGUUUAAGGAGCACAAAUACACACGUGGACAAAAUUGUUGGUACCCCUCAGUUAAAGAAGGAAAAACCCACAAUUCUCACUGAAAUCACUUGAAACUCACAAAAGUAACAAUAAAUAAAAAUUUAUUGAAAAUUAAAUAAUCAAAAACAGCCAUUACUUUUGAAUUGUUGAUUAACAUAAUUAUUUAAAAAAAACAAACUAAUGAAACAGGCCUGGACAAAAAUGAUGGUACCUCUAUAAAAGAUUGAAAACUAUUUGACCAGAGUGACAUGAUUAACUCAGGUGUGUCAUUUAAUUGACAUCACAGGUGUUUCCAAACUCAUAAUCAGUCAGUCUGCCUAUUUAAAGGGAGACAAGUAGUCACCUUGCUGUUUGGUGAAAAGGUGUGUACCACACUGAACAUGGACAACAGAAAGCGAAGGAGAGAAUUGUCCCAGGACAUCCGAAAAAAACUUAUAGACAAACAUCUUAAAGGUAAAGGCUAUAAGACCAUCUCUAAACAGCUUGAAGUUCCUGUGACAACAGUGGCUCAGAUUAUUCAGAAGUUCAAGACCCACGGGACAGUAGCCAACCUCCCUGGACGUGGCCGCAAGAGGAAAAUUGAUGACAAAUUGAAGAGACGGAUCGUUGGAAUUGUAUCCAAAGAGCCCAGAGCAACCUCCAAAGAAAUUAAAGGUGAACUCCAAGGCCAAGGUACAUCAGUGUCAGAUCGCACCAUUCGUCGUUGUUUGAGCCAAAGUGGACUUCAUGAGAGACGACCAAGGAGGACACCACUGCUGAAAAAAACUCAUAAAAAAGCCAGACUGGAAUUUGCAAAAAUGCAUGUUGACAAGCCACAAAGCUUCUGGGAGAAUGUCCUUUGGACAGAUGAGACCAAACUGGAGCUUUUUGGUAAGGCACAUCAACUCUAUGUUCAUAGACUCAAAAACCAAGCAUACGAAGAAAAGAACACUGUCCCUACGGUGAAACAUGGAGGAGGCUCAGUAAUGUUUUGGGGCUGCUUUGCUGCAUCUGGCACAGGGUGUCUUGAAAGUGUGCAAGGUACGAUGAAAUCUGAAGACUUUCAAGGCAUUCUGGAGAGAAAUGUGCUGCCUAGUGUCAGAAAGCUUGGUCUCAGUCGCAGGUCAUGGGUCUUCCAACAGGACAACUAUCCAAAACACACAGCCAAAAACACCCAAGAAUGGCUAAGAGAAAAGUGUUGGACUAUUCUAAAGUGGCCUUCUAUGAGCCCAGAUCUGAAUCCCAUUGAACAUAUGUGGAAGGAGCUGAAACAUGCCAUUUGGAGAAGACACCCAUCAAACCUGAGACAACUGGAGCUGUUUGCUCAUGAGGAGUGGGCCAAAAUACCUGUUGACAGCUGCAGAACGCUCAUUGACAAAUACAGAAAUCGUUUAAUUGCAGUGAUUGCCUCAAAAGGUUGUGCAACAAAAUAUUAAGUUAUGGGUACCAUCAUUUUUGUCCAGCCCUAUUUCAUUAGUUUGUUUUUUUAAAUAAUUAUGUUAAUCAACAAUUCAAAAGUGAUGGCUGAUUUUGAUUAUUUAAUUUUCAAUAAAUUUUUAUUUAUUGUUACUUUUGUGAGUUUCAAGUGAUUUCAGUGAGAAUUGUGGGUUUUUCCUUCUUUAACUGAGGGGUACCAACAAUUUUGUCCACGUGUGUAUAAGUUAUUAAUGCCUGCGGUAGGGGCAGGACUGAUCACACAGACCUCUGAGCUUUGAUUCAGACGAGCAGAAACUCACCUAAAGGUCUUCAACAUAGUGAACAGUACAUGAAAUGUCAGGAGGACAGACUAAUAGAUAAGUAUUAUUUAGAAUGACAUCUUUAGCACAUAAACAGCAGAUAACACAAGGUCAACUUUAACAUUUCAGUAAGUUCAGCUGACCAUUUCUUUAUUAGAAGUUGAUCUGCAGGGAUUCCUGCUCGUCUUUAACAUCUUUUCCAAACCUCUGUGGGCUUAAAAGUCAUUUCUACAGCAACAGCGUGAUUUUUAUAUUCCUGUGUUAGUUGUCUAAUAGCUUCUUCUAACAGCAUCUUAGCAUUGUGGUCCAUGGUUUCACUUUGCAGUUGCACUGUUGAGGUGAAAUUUCAGGUAUUUAUGUGUGCGUAUUGCUUAUAAAAGGAAGUGCAGUACUCUGCCAAGGCUGCUCAGUCAUCAUUUCUGACGGCUGAAAUCUUAAAAAAAUUCAUGGGAAGAAAUCUCGGCAUUAAAGAAUGUGAUCAUUUAAUGUAGCUGCACCCACAAACAAAAUGACGUUGAGCUGAGAACAGGCGUGUGUUGUGCAUGUGUACGUUAUGAACGGAUACCAAAUUGCGUGACCUUAAUAUGUAGCGGGCGGAGGGAAUUGAUGGGACUCGGUAACACCACCACAAAGGGUUCCUUGUGUCAUUUCUGAUGGAUAACUCACGAUAAGUCCGCAACAGUCACUUUUUAGUAGGAUCGCAAUCAUAUAAUCGUCAGCAGGCAGCUGAUGUAGUGUCCUCUUGUUGUCAUAGUUACAGUGACGCCAUGACACUAUCUCAUAAUGAUAGAGAAAUCUUUAACAAAUCCAUGGAUCCAGACGAUAAGCCACAUCACUGCCAAAAUCUAAUCACUUGGUCCUUGCGUCAUUUCUGACCUUCCUUGAAAAUUUCAUCCAAAUCCGUUUGUCCGUUUUUUUAAUAUUGUUGCUAACAGACAGACUGCUUUUAUUCCUCCAUGGCAGAGUAAUAAAAGCAGCACAUAUAAACCUUGGAUUUCACAGCUCUGUAGCUGAUAAUUCUGACAGCUGCAUUUGUACAGUGAUCAGCAGGGGGCGCUGCAGAGAGGGGUAAUAAUGCAGCAGUCCCUCCAUGUUUCUUACUUUUGUUCCUGGUUAAAUAAUAAAAAUGUGAGGUGAAUAUUAAAGCACAGCAAUUAAGUCAUUCGUUUUUAUUUUGUUUUACCAUCACAGCUUCACUUUUGAGCACGCUAACCAUUCUUUUCUUCAGCUAAAUCACGCAAAGCUGCUGCUAUUGAGAGCAUUUUAUCAACUGCAGAUAUUUUCUGUGUAUUUUUAAAAAUGCUUUCCAGUUUCAAAGCACCGUGAGCUCUGGAUCUGAGUGAUUUAACUCUGGUAGAGGGGCUCAUUCUGUCCAACAUAUUUAUGAGUUUAUUUGUCUCUUUCUGUCUACUGUAAGUUUUAUUCUGUUUUUUUUUUUUUUUUUUUUUUUUGAUCUCUGGUGGAGUGGAGCAUCUAAAAUGCCUCUGGACAAAUGUUAGGUCAAGAUUACAACAGGGGAGAAUGACAUGACUUCUGUUGUUCUAUGAUGUUUUUAUUACAUGUAGCUCUUAGUUUUUUAAUGUGCAAAUCUGAAAGACAAACAUCAGCGGGUGUUUGUCCUGCAGACGUAGUGGACUGUUCUUUAUAACAUAGGAAGGCUUCAGUGGUGGAGGACUGUCACUGGAUUCGUUCCUCACCACCAACUCAUCUGUUGUGCUUUUAAUUUUAAAGAAACAUCCAUUUCAGAUGUUUGUCAUUCUGAUCAAGUCAGCACAGCUUUUUGUUGUUUCACAGAUGUUUUCUUGUUUUUCCGCUGGACUGAGGACAGUGGGACUCAGGGUUGGGUCUCGAUGAUGGUACAAAUGUCCUGAAACCAGCAAAUACAACCUCAGAAUAGACUUUCUCCACGUAAGGAGGGAAAACUGUUGACUUAAGCAGCUGUUUGUGCAUCUGACACAACAGUGACACCUGCUGGUCAAACCUCUGCGUUGCAUUUGUGUUCACUGCUGCAUCCUUCACUUUUUGCUCAAUAAAAGUUGUCGUGAGCCACA
Molecule: messenger RNA, 6796 nt
Organism: Acanthochromis polyacanthus (spiny chromis)
Lineage: Eukaryota; Metazoa; Chordata; Actinopteri; Pomacentridae
Gene: crlf3
Product: cytokine receptor-like factor 3
Exons: 9
Coding region: 127-1464 (445 amino acids)
Molecular function (GO): protein binding
Source: RefSeq, a predicted model, not a curated record